Brugia malayi is the source of this 3612-nucleotide messenger RNA. RefSeq lists its product as uncharacterized. The transcript has 4 exons. The coding region runs from base 1 to 3612 and encodes 1203 amino acids. The record is from RefSeq and is a predicted model, not a curated record. Lineage: Eukaryota; Metazoa; Nematoda; Chromadorea; Rhabditida; Onchocercidae.
AUGACACCGGUUCAAGUGAUUUAUUACAUCAUUUUUCCAAUUGUUUUACCAAUCAGUGGAGCUAAAACCUCUAGAACUGCUAAGGACGCUCAUACCGACCUCAUUACUAUUGGAUAUUUAUGGCAGUAUGCUACAAAUAACGAGCCUUUUAUCAAAUUUCUUAACCAAUUUGGAUUAUCUCCCGAAAAGGAUGAGACUCAUAUAAUUCGGAUUAUGACGCAUAAAACGAAGAAAUGGAAAGACCUGCUAGAAAGUCGCACUGAUGUAGAUGUGGAACUGAUACCCUGGUCACAGGAACAAACAAUAAUAAAUAUUCAUAAAAGAUGUGACGAAAUGAAUUUAGCCGAAUUUACACUGCUCCAUGACAUUGUUAAUACGACACGCAACAACCUACUUAUUAUUGACUCUGAUAGAAAGUCAAGCGAUAGAAUUAGCAUUUUGGUACGGACCGCAACUAAAUGCAAUCACUGCGCUCAAUCAGCUGGGAAAGUUUUUCCAACCAUUUAUUUUUGUAAUAAUAUAGUUGGCUAUAACUGGAUAAACAAACUAGGAAUAACGUGCGACACAGCAAUGCUUUUACUACCUAAUGAUUUAAGACAUAAGAGUAAUGUCUAUUCUUUGAUGCCUCAAAUUUUCGUAUCCGCUACCGAGCACAAGUAUCAUAAUCAUUUUUAUCACAGCACACAACAGUUACGUGCAGCACACAAGACACACCAGGAUGCACGAGGUCAUCACGUGCUCAGCAAACACCGAAGAAAACAUCGUAUUUAUACGAAAAAAUAUAAACUUUUGAAGUUAUAUCGGGAACAGCAAACUAAGCGGAAGACCCGAAAAGAAGCAUCUGAUGUUUUAGAAGUACCAAUUGGAAGACGGAAGUUGCUCUGCAAAUACCGAAAAUCAUGCUAUAAUACGGGCAUUAUUCCGAAAACAUGGAAUAUACACAAUAUUCUACCACGAUUUAUGACGGGUUCAUAUGAACAGGAAAAUUGCUCUGAAAAAGGAAGCACGACCGAAAUGCAUACGAGGAAUGAAAAUGAAGAGAGAGAAGAGAUUAGCGAAGCAGAACUAAAACUUCUGUGUCGUUACCGCAAAUCGUGUUAUGAAGAAAUAGGUGCUGAGAUCGAGAAAAGUGCUCUGAAAGUUCAAACAGGACCAAUUUUUUCUCGUGAUAUUACCAUUUUACCAGCAACAAAACAAAAGUCAACCAAAGAAAUUGCCAGAAUAGCACUGGCAAAAAUAGAAGAAAAAGAAAGAAAUGCAGCACUGAGACCUAUCCCCACGAAAGUGAUUAUUGAAAAGAAUCUCAACAAAGUCACAGAAAAAAUGAAGAAACGUCUGUCUUGCAAAUAUCGGAAAUCCUGUUAUGAAACUGGUAUCCUUCCGGAAAUCGAUAUCUCAUCCGACAACUUAUUACAAAAAAUUUACCAUUUUCUAAUACGACGAAAUCGUCAGGAACGCAUGCAAGAAACUAUUCACAAGGAAUUUACUGAUUUUAAUAACAAUGAAAAAAGAAUUUAUUGUAAAUAUCGAAAGUCUUGCCUCAGUACUGGCCAAAAGAUUGCAAUAAACCAUGGCCAAAAUUUCAAAUAUCUAAAUAUUUUUAAUAAGUAUGAUAAAGUGAUUCCUUUAAAGAUACGUUGCAAAUACCGGAAAUCGUGCUAUGAUACUGGAACUUUACCUAAUCUAAAGGAAAAAAUUGCCAAAGAAGAAAUACCGUCAAGAGUACCAAUGCAAACAGUUAUAUCGCUAUACCACUUGAAAACACUCUGCAAAUACAGAAAAAGUUGCUACAAACGAAAAGCCGAAGAGCAACAGAAUUUAAAUACUGGGUUACUUGAUGAGGCUGAAACACAUGCUAAGGAUGAAAUACAACAAAAAGAAGAGGAAAAGAGAGAAAAAAAGAAAAUUACUAAAUCAUUCCAAAAAGAACCAGUACUCAAAUCUGAGAAAACUGAGGAAACAAGUGUAUCCAAAAAAAUGGAGCGCACUUUCGAAACAAAACUUGUGAAGGAAACUAGUAACAAAAAGCUAAUCAAAAAAUCAAAAGUCUUUGUUCCCAUGUUGGAGGAGAAAAGGAUGGCAGCAGCAACAGGAAAUGAGAAAUUUGAAGGAACUGUAUAUAAACCAAGAAAAAAGAGAACCAAAGAACAUACUGAAGAAACAUCAAUAAAACCGACAAAGAAGAUUCAGAAAACAGUUACAUCGACAGCAAUUAUGAAAGAACCGAUAACUGAGGAAAUAGUUCCAGAACAUGCAGGAUCUAAGGAAGAGAAAUCAAAAAUUGAAAAAAUAGAGAAGGAAAUGAGAAUUAAGAAUGAAAACAUCAUGAAGGAAAAGAAAAUUUUUGUAGAUAAAAAAGAUUUUGAACAAGAACUGUUAUCAACAGUGACGGAUGUGCAACCAUCACGUGUCAAGGAAGUACAAUCAAUAUCCUUACAAAAUGAGAACAUAACAGUUCCUAGGGAAGUAAACAUUUAUGACAAAAACUUAAGCCCAUUAAAUAUUAAGCUCUUAUGCAAAUACCGUAAGUCAUGUUAUGAAAACGGCAAACUGCAAUCAGUCCAAAUCAUAAAGGCACCACAAGAUUUCCAAGAAAAGAAAGACCAUAGACAGCUUGAAAUACGAUGCAAAUAUCGAAAAUCGUGCUAUGAAACGGGUAAGUUGCCAGAAAACCUUCAAGAAAACUUCAAGAUGACACAUUUCACCAAAAAGGAGGAAGAACAUAUUCCAAAAAAACAUAGCUUAGAAGAAAAUAUCCCACUCACAUUAAGAUGCAAGUAUCGAAAAUCAUGUUACGAAACCGGAAAACUGCCACCAAUUAAAAUAAGUAUAUUUGGAUUCUCAGAAAUUCCAAUUUCGAACGAAUAUAAAAAUAAGGAAUCUGCUGAAGAGGAACUAAGUACCGAACAAUUAAAAUUACGUUGCAAAUACCGAAAAUCAUGCUAUGAAACUGGCAUACUUCCAUCAUAUUUAAAUCAUACAUCAUACGUAGUUAUUGCUUCUAUUAAAGAGUACGACAGCCCACAACUAAAAUGUAAGUAUCGCAAAUCCUGUUAUGAAAGCAUAGAACUGGAUAUACAAUUAGACAAAGUGCGUAAAAAGGAAGCGCAGAAAAAAAUGCAGGAAGGAAUAGUAAAAUCGCCCCACCAAACAGAACCGGUUAUCAAACAUAAGGAAAAAGAACAGAAGGACAAGGUACAAGAGAAAGUUACGGAUGAGGCAAGCAAGCGAACUCAGAAAAAGAAAAAUAAAGAGCUUCAAUUUGACGCUAAAGAACAUGAGUAUAUGCAGAGAGAGCUGCUCGAUUAUUCACAACCACGACAAAAAGCAACCAAACUACGAUCGCUAAAUAGUGCGCAAAAGCUUAAAUGCAAAUAUAGGCUAAAAUGCUACAGUAGUGUUCCGCUGCAUCAGGUUGCUGAAGAAAAAAGAAUCGAAAAGCUGCGACAAUUAAAUAUUAAAGAUUUUCGUCGUGCAAAUGGCGCCAUUUGUAAUAUCUAUUAUAUAUCAUGUCGGAAACAGGCUGGCUUGCCCAUUCUUGAGCGUGCACCAAUAGGACCGAAUGGGCGACGUCUCUGCCGGAAGAAGAAAAAAGAGAAAAUUAGUGACUAA